AUGAACGGCACCUCGCUGAGCCCCACGCGCUCCCUGCCGGCAGCCACCCGGCCCGGGGACGCCGUCCUGGGGGCCUGCUGCACCCUGGCGAGCGGGGGCGCGGGGGGCCUGGCGGCGCAGAGCGAGCAGCUGAGCCCGCACUUCAUGAAGGUCGCGGUGCUCUGCGUGCUGUGCCUCACGGUCGCCUUCGGCAUCUUCUUCCUGGGCUGCAACCUGCUCCUCAAGUCUGGCAGCAUGAUCAGCCUGCUGGGGAAGGACCGGAGAGCCUCCAAGGAGGGGGACGUGGGGCUCGGUGGCACCUAG
This is a messenger RNA of Pelodiscus sinensis (Chinese soft-shelled turtle), 303 nucleotides long. The record is from RefSeq and is a predicted model, not a curated record. NCBI's taxonomy places the organism in Eukaryota, Metazoa, Chordata, Testudines, Trionychidae.